GACCACGUCAGCAGGCCACGUCAGCAGGCCACGUCAGCAGGCCACAUCAGCAGGCCAUGUCAGCAGACCAGUCAGCAGGCCACAUCAACAGCAGGGAGUGCCACGUCAGCAGGCCCCCGGCCUGGUCUAUGCUCACGCGCUCGCAAACAGCCGUCAUGGACCAGAAAUCCGGGGAAACGCACGAGGCCUAUCAGGCCCGAAUGCUGCUUCUGAUUACCGAAGCCAAGCAACGGUCGGAUGCAGUAGCAGCCGCAGCAAAGAAGAAGGCAGAGGAUGCCGAGAAGGCACGUCUGUUCGCAAUCGAACAGCAGCGCCAGCACGACGAGGCAGCAGCAAAGGCUGCCGAUGAAGAACGAACUCAACGACGCGAGAAGAUAUUCAACGGAGAGCGAGCUUUGCUCACAAUGGCAGCGGACUGGCGGGCCGAGGCCGAGAAUGGGAAAAUGGAAGAGAGUGGAAACAAGAUCGCUCUCCUCCUCUCCCAUCUCACGGACCUCCUGGCCACGUGCAUUGCACAGCAGAAGGACAUCAACAACCUCGACGACGCGGCUCAGACACACAAUCAGGUGUUUGACCAAGUCAACAGCCGCCUCCAGCAACUAGAACAAACCGUCGCCGCCCCCGUUGCCAGCUCCUCCAACACCUCCGAUUGCCUCGAGGCAUUGCAGAUGGACGUCACAUCCCUCAAGGACGACGUGCAGUUACAGCAAACCACAACGCAACAAUUGGAGCAGCGGAUUUGUACUGCCGCCACCCACUCGAGCUCGGAACCGCACGAGACGACUCCAAGGUUCGAUGAUCAGGAGAUCUUCUGCGAUUCGACGAAGACGAACCCAAUUCCAUGGUUCCGUAAGUUCGAGUUGAAGUUGCAGCUCCACCACGUCAACGAACACAAGCACCACGCGUACUUAUACUCCCGGUCGGGGGACGCGUGCCAAGCAUGGUUGGACAAUCUCUUGUCCAAGUACGGAGUGGUGGUUGCCGACUUGCACACCAAGAUCAGCUGGGAUGAUCUAAAGGCGGCGUGGCAUAAGCGGUUCCAAGUAGAGCCGCCGGAAUCAAGGUUGAUGGUCUUCGAACAAGGCACGCUGCCGAGUGUUGACUAGAUUGCCGAGUACCAACGCUUGACAUCCGUCCCAGACAUUCAAAUGGGCUUCAAGGUCAUCAAACCCUCCAUCUUGAGGUCGUGUCCGGCAUUGGGCAAUGCCUUGACUC
This is a messenger RNA of Chara braunii, 1215 nucleotides long. The record is from the annotation of a GenBank genome assembly. NCBI's taxonomy places the organism in Eukaryota, Viridiplantae, Streptophyta, Charophyceae, Charales, Characeae.